AUGGCAGAUGAAAGUACUCUUAAAUCAAAUGUAUUUACAGAUGAAGGAAGAUUAGUCCAAACUGAAUUUGCUAUAAAAAAUGUUGCAAAGGCUGGUACAAUAAUGGGGAUGCAAUGCACAGAUGGUGUUGUACUUAUUGGUCUUAAUUCCGGUAAUACUGUACAAAAUGAAAAGAUAUACAAAUUAAAUGACAACACCUUUUGUGCAAUAGCGGGUUUGUUUGGUGAUGCAAAUAGACUAAUUAAAUAUGCAAGAAAGGUAUCAUGUGAACAGAAAAGACGUUAUAAUGAAACAUUAAAGACAUCAGUAGUUUGUAAGUUUGUAGCUUGGAAAAAACAAUAUUAUACACAGAAUGUUGGUACAAGACCUUUUGGUGUAUCAAUUCUUUACGCUGGAUCAGAUGAAACGGGUUACAAAUUAUACGCAACAGAUCCAAGUGGUACUAUUAAUUUGUGGAGAGCUGUUUCAAUAGGACAAGAUAGUGAUGGUAUUAAUUCAAAUUUAAACAACUUUAUAUCUGAUGAGUUAGUUAGUAUGGACGAAGCUAUAACACUUCUUCUAAAAGUAUAUUCUAAAGUAAAAGAACCAACAAUUGAAUUAGCUGAUAAACUUGAAAUUUUAAAAUUUUCUAAUGAAAAAAAAGAGUAUCUAACUAAAGACAUGGUUGUCCAAAUACUACGAGAUAAUGAACUUGUAACUGUUUAA
Messenger RNA from Hepatospora eriocheir, 705 nucleotides. The record is from the annotation of a GenBank genome assembly. Lineage: Eukaryota; Fungi; Microsporidia; Hepatosporidae.